Messenger RNA from Aspergillus fijiensis CBS 313.89, 204 nucleotides. RefSeq lists its product as uncharacterized. The record is from RefSeq and is a predicted model, not a curated record. NCBI's taxonomy places the organism in Eukaryota, Fungi, Ascomycota, Eurotiomycetes, Eurotiales, Aspergillaceae. Bases 1 to 204 code for a protein of 67 amino acids. The transcript has 2 exons.
AUGUUUAACGCUCAGCAGGGAGUCCCAGCCUGGCCCCAGAGCAAUACGAAAAAAAACCCCACCUCUGCCAUCAUUAAGCUGUCCAGACCCGAGAGCAUGGCUGAGUUGAAAAUAGCCGAUUGGAUCAGCCGUUUUGGGGAAAUCAUGCGCGAUGAUGAUGAUGGUGAUGAUGGUGGUGGUGGUGGUGGUGGUGGUGGAUGCUGA